Messenger RNA from Zingiber officinale, 1819 nucleotides. Its product is annotated as vacuolar cation/proton exchanger 3-like. The transcript has 12 exons. Gene Ontology annotation, cellular component: plant-type vacuole membrane. Gene Ontology annotation, molecular function: calcium:proton antiporter activity. NCBI's taxonomy places the organism in Eukaryota, Viridiplantae, Streptophyta, Magnoliopsida, Zingiberales, Zingiberaceae. The coding region runs from base 251 to 1543 and encodes 430 amino acids. The record is from RefSeq and is a predicted model, not a curated record. Gene Ontology annotation, biological process: intracellular calcium ion homeostasis; calcium ion transmembrane transport.
UCCUUGUUCAAGUGGAGCCGAAUCCCUAGAAUGAAGGCGAUGUUCCAAAAAAAAAUUCUCCAAAUUUGAAGAGAAAAAAGGGCAGAAAUCCAGAUCAACGGCGGUAGCGGGGAAAGAGAUGGGUUUGAUUUGAUUUGAAGUAUUGUAGCAAAGCUUCGUCUUCGUCUCAGUUUAUAUCGAUUUGCUUCUCGCUUCGCUUUGCUGAACCUUCUCUUCGAUCUCCUUCGAUCGAGAGAGCAAAGAGUGAAAAAUGAUGAGACCUGUGGAUGAAAGGGAAGGUUUUGCAAUGGAGGUGGAGACAAUUGUUAAUUCAUCAUUACCGUCCACAAAGAUUAUUGCUUCUGAGAUACUCCAUAGUAGGCCUCUUUCAAAUGUUGCUUAUUUGAGGACCUUCUGGAGAAUACUCAUUGGACUUUCUAAGAGCAUUAAAGUUGUUAUUUUCUCUGCAAAAAUUAAUAUUCUACUACCAUUUGGACCUCUGUCGAUCAUUCUCCACUUUCUCACCAAAAAUCACGGAUUAGUUUUCUUCUUCAGUUUGAUAGGUAUUAUUCCUUUAGCUGAGCGUUUAGGAUAUGCAACAGAGCAGCUUGCUGCUUACACUGGUAAUACAGUUGGAGGAUUGCUAAAUGCCACCUUUGGUAAUGCAACCGAAAUGAUAAUAGCUAUAUAUGCACUAAAAAGUGGAAUGAUCCGUGUUGUGCAGCAAUCAUUAUUGGGCUCUAUAUUAUCAAAUAUGCUAUUAGUUCUUGGUUGCGCUUUUUUUGCUGGUGGAAUUAUUCACAACAAAAAAGAUCAAAUUUUCGACAAGGCUGCUGCUGUUGUAAACUCGGGGCUAUUGUUGAUGGCUGUUAUGGGUUUAACAUUUCCUGCUGUCCUCCACUUCACCCGAUCAGAGGUGCACUAUGGAAAGUCAGAGGUUGCCCUUUCGAGGUUUAGCAGUGGUGUUAUGCUUGUCGCAUACGCAAGUUACCUUUUUUUCCAACUCAGGAGUCAGCAAGACAGCUACCAUCCGAUUGCAGAUGAAGAGGGGCAUAGUGAAGAUUCUGAUGAAGAAGAGCCUCCAGAGUUGAGCCAGUGGGAAGCAAUAUCAUGGCUUGCAGUUUUGACACUUUGGAUCUCCAUUCUUUCUGAGUACCUUGUUGAUGCCAUAGAAGGAGCUUCUGACGCAUUGAACCUUCCACUUGCCUUCAUCAGUGUAAUUUUGCUUCCUAUUGUCGGAAAUGCUGCUGAACACGCUAGUGCAAUUAUGUUUGCCAUGAAGGAUAAGCUUGAUAUUUCUAUAGGAGUUGCCAUUGGAUCAUCAACUCAGAUAUCCAUGUUUGUGAUUCCUUUCACUGUGGUUGUUGGUUGGCUCAUGGAGAAACAGAUGGAUCUAAAUUUUCAGUUGUUUGAGACAGCAACUCUCUUUAUUACAGUGUUGGUUGUGGCAUUCAUGCUACAGGAGGGCACUGCAAACUACUUCAAAGGCUUAAUGUUGAUUCUCUGCUACUUUAUUGUUGCUGCAAGCUUCUUUUUUCACACAGACCCCGUCGACAGUGACUAAUCCGACAACGAGGAGAAGCUAAUCUCAUCACACAAUCAACCGACUAAUAAUUACAUCACGCUGAAGGCCGAGUCAUUUGCCGCUAAGCCCAUGAUUUUGGUACCGUUUAUCAAAUAUACACACGCCCAUAAACUCAUUUGAUGAAAUCAGGGAGCAAAAUUUAGAGGUCUGACUUCUCUCUCGUUUUCAUUUCUGUUUUUCCCCCCUCUUUAAUAUCAUGUAAGUUCAUAGUUGAAGGUGAACAUUGUUGUCAAGAUAAUUGAAAUUUUUUUCCAA